Molecule: messenger RNA, 1474 nt
Organism: Daucus carota subsp. sativus
Lineage: Eukaryota; Viridiplantae; Streptophyta; Magnoliopsida; Apiales; Apiaceae
Product: protein DJ-1 homolog B
Exons: 8
Coding region: 41-1339 (432 amino acids)
Biological process (GO): glyoxal metabolic process
Cellular component (GO): cytoplasm
Source: RefSeq, a predicted model, not a curated record
AUGGGUAGUAAAAAUAAAGUAAAGAUAGAAUAUUAUAAAAAUGAUAAUAAAAACCCACAGUCCUCUCUCAUUUCCUGUCUCUCAUCGAGAAUACUCCUUCAAUUUCACUCCCAAACCUUCCUUCUUAACAACACCUUCACUUUCAUCGAAGCGUUUCUCAAUCUCAGCAGCUAUGGCUAAGGAAGCUCUGGUACCGAUUGCCAACGGAACGGAGCCGAUUGAGGCGGCGAUGAUAAUAGAUAUCCUCCGUCGAGCUGAAGCUAAUGUCACCGUGGCUUCGGUGGAGAAGCAGCUUCUGGUGAAUGCUUGUCACGGUGUCAACAUCGUAGCUGAUGCUUUGAUUACAGACUGUGCUAAUACUACUUUCGAUCUCAUCGCCUUACCUGGAGGAUUGCCUGGUGCAUCCACUCUUAAAGAAUGUGCAACUUUGGAAAGUAUUGUCAAGAAACAGGCUGCGGAGGGUCGACUUUAUGCGGCCAUUUGUGCGAGUCCAGCUGUUGCUUUUGGAUCAUGGGGAGUGCUCAAGGGGCUCAAAGCUACUUGUUAUCCGUCAUUUAUGGAGCAGUUAUCUUCCACUGCAACUACGGUGGAAUCACGAGUCCAACAGGAUGGCAGAGCAAUAACAAGUCGUGGUCCAGGCACCACUAUGGAGUUCUCUGUUGCACUAGUUGAGCAGUUGUUUGGAAAAGACAAAGCAGAUAGUGUUACUGGGCCUCUAGUGAUGCGUUCCAAUCCUGGGGAUGAAUAUACUAUUGCUGAGCUAAACACAGUCAAGUGGAUAUCUAGUGAUCCUCCCAAGGUUCUUGUCCCAAUUGCUAAUGGGUCAGAGGAAAUGGAAGCUAUUUCAAUCAUCGAUGUUCUGCGGCGAGCAAAGGCUGAGGUUAUAGUAGCAUCUGUCGAAGACACUCUAGAGACUGUAGCUACUCGUAAAUUGAAGAUAGUAGCAGACAUGCUCAUUGAUGAGGCUUCUAAGCUAUCGUAUGACUUAAUUGUAUUACCAGGUGGGCUUCCAGGUGCCCAAAAGUUUGCUAGCUCAGAAACUCUAGUUGAAUUGCUUAAGAAGCAGAAAUCGUCUGGAAAACCCUACGGAGCUAUAUGUGCGUCCCCUGCUCUGGUUCUGGAGCCCCAUGGCUUGCUUGAGGGUAAGAAGGCUACUGCAUUUCCGUCAUUGUGUGAAAAGCUGUCAGAUCAAAGUUUAAUAGAUAAGAGGAUUGUGGUUGAUGGCAAUGUCAUAACUAGCAAAGGCCCAGGCUCUGCCUUGGAAUUCUCACUCGCCAUUGUGGAAAAGCUGUUUGGUCGCCAGAAAGCACUAGAAUUAGGUAAAACUAUGCUUGUUUGAUAAUGUCUGUUAGGGUAGAUCUUACCUUGUAAUAAAAUAAAUUCUAGACUUGUUUGUGUUAAACUCUUCAGCAAGUUCCGGGCGUGGGAACUGAAUUUGAGUCUUUAAUACUACACCCUGAGAUCCUUUUAAUGA